GUACAUUUCGGUGGUUUUCUAGUACAGUUUUUAAUUUCUUUUUCUUCGAUAGAAAGUCCAUAAUUCAACCACAAGACUACAUUGUAACCUUCUAGAGUCAUGGGGAAGAAGAAGGCGAAAGAACCAGAAACUCCAGCCAAAGACGAGUUUGACCCUUUAGAACUUGUCAGCAAGAAGCCCCAUACAGUUGUUCUGAUGCUAGACUCUCCAGAAGAACAUGUCCUUCAAUCAGCGUGUGAAGCACUGUACAAGUUUGCACAAAAGUGUGAUGAGAACAGACAAGAAUUGUUGAACCUUGGGGUCUUGGAACCCUUACUUAAACAGGUCAUGUCUGAAGACAAAGUGGUGAGACGAAAUGCUACUAUGUGCCUUGGGACCAUGGCUCAGAAUGCAAAUGUGAAAAAAGAACUUCGAAAACUGUCUAGUAUUCAACCUCUGGUUGAGCUAUUAGGUCCUGACGAGGAUGUUUUGUGUCAUGAAUUUGCAAGUUUGGCUCUUGCAUCAAUGGCAGCUGAGUUUUCUUGCAAAGUGGAGAUUUUUGAACUAGGAGGUCUUGAAGCAAUUAUACAGCUUCUGUCAUCCACUGACUGUGAUGUACAGAAAAACUCUGUCGAGGCUGUGUCACUACUAGUUCAGGAUUACCACAGUAGAUCAGCAGUAAGAGAAUUGAAUGGGUUGCAGCCACUUUUGGCUCUGUUAGCCUCAGAGUACGCCAUCAUCCAACAGCUUGCACUGGAGUGUUUGAUUCAAAUUACACUUGAUGCUGACAGCAGAGGAGCUUUGCGAGAUCUGGAAGGACUGGAGAAACUUGUUGAUUUUGUCGGGAACAAGGAAUAUGAAGAUUUGCAUGUGCAAGCAUUGCAAGUACUGUCAAAUUGUCUUCAGGAUGUUGAAAGUAUGCAGCUUAUUCAGGCGUCUGGAGGAUUGCAGAAACUUCUUGCUUUUGCUGCUGAGUCUAGUAUUCCUGAAGUUCAGCAACAUGCGGCAAAAGCUAUCGCCCUUGCAGCGAAAAAUGGAGAAAAUCGUAAAAUCUUUCAUGAGCAGGAAUGCGAGAAGACGUUGAUCAUCUUAUUGUCCAUAGAGAACCCUGGUGUCCAGGCCUCGGCUUCUUUAGCCCUUGCAGUUAUGUCUGAGAACCUUAGCAGCAGAGACGUAAUUGGAAAACUUGAAGGUAUUUCGCCAUUGAUUAAUCUUCUCACUAGUGACAGCCCGGACGUAAGAGAAGGAGCAACACUGGCACUAGCAAAUAUCACCACUUCUAACAAUACGAACUGCGGUGACGUGGUAGACAAGGGAGGAGUUGAUCCGCUGAUCACUCUCCUCAAUGACGCCAAGCCUUCUGUUCAGGCCAAUGCAGCUGUAUGCCUCACCAACCUGGCAACAGAAGAGUCGUGGAGGUCAGAGGUGCAACAAAGAGGCGUUGUGUCUGCCCUUGUACAAGCUUUGCAAUCCAAUGCGGCAAUAGUACAGAGUAAAGCUGGAAUAGCGGUGGCAGCCUUUGUGUGUGAUGCAGACUCAAGAAACGAGUUUCGUGCCGAAGGCGGCCUUCCUCGGUUGGUAGAGCUACUUCGGUCAGGUAAUGAUGAUGUACGGCGGAGCGUGGCCUGGGCUGUCUUACAGUGCGGCAAUGACCUACCAACCGCGACUGAGAUUUGUAGACUGGGGGGAUUAGAUAUUCUUGGAGAGAUUUCUUUAUCAAAUACCCGUCAGUCUGGCUUCGCAAAAGCCGCCAUGGAUUGUCUGUUGGAUAGUAACUUACCAGCCAAGUACGCCAUGACCGGCACAUUGGGAUUUAAUAACAUCAUUCAAGAUGGCUUUUAUGACUGUGGACCUAUGCGUCCCGACAGUAAGUUCUUAACUCUGGAGGAACUUAGUUUGUUGCCAACGGAGGCACAUAGGCCCAUUCUCCUUGUUAACUCCAGGAACGCGGACAGGAAAACUCCUUCGCCCAUCCUUGUUAUACCCAAGGAACCGGAGAAGAGCUCGGAAAAACCAGGGAAAGGAGGCAAAUCAAGCCGAGACACGAGAAGGAAAAAUAAAGUCAUGCGCGAACGAGAGGAACAGAAACAAAGGGAAGAAGAGGCCGCUUUAUCGGAGGUCUCAGCCACGCAGCAAGAUGAGGCGCCUAACUGGCAGCCCCCCAUGGAUGAGGUCCUUCAGGGUUACAUUGAGGAGGUUCGAAACACUAUUCAGCCGUUAAACACGACCACAGAACAAGCAGAGGCUCUUGGAGGUUUUGUCAGUGACAAGAUGGGUGGACCCAUCGACCGUGAAUCCCUCUCCACCUUCAGCUAUGAAUUGCCGAUCGGUCAAUUAAAGGUGAAGCUCAAUUCCAACGUUAUUCCCAUCGGCAAGAUACAGACUGGAAUAUAUUAUCACAGAGCUUUGCUUUUCAAGGCUCUUGCUGAUCGCAUUGCUUUGAGAUGCUCGUUAGUCCGAGGAGAUUAUAACAGAGCUUGGAACGAGGUGAUGCUUUGUGACGGAGCGAAGGAUGGUCAGCCCAAGUUCCCUCCAAAGAGUUACAUCGUCGAUCUCAUGCACUACCCUGGACGACUAAUGAGUAAAGACUCGCCCGAGGCCACUCUCUACCAGAGGCUUUAGUUCAGUUUAGAAUCAAGCUGACUCACUAUCGAAGACGACUUUACAAAGAAGUAUUCAAAUGACUCACGACAUUGCGAAGCUCUUGACACUUGGAAGAAUAUUUGAGGAAAUGGCCUUUUAGAUCAGAUAUUUUCUGCCGGUAAAGAGCCGUGACGAAAUUCCACCUACGAGUGUUUUCCACGCUUUUUUGCAAUUUGUAUCUGUGGAUUUAUACAAAGUGUAUGUUGCUAAGUUUUGUGUAAAGCUGGUAAACUCAUUGUGCUUUCUUAUAGUGGGCCGAGGUUGUUUUAGGAUUGUGUCCAUUUGACAGUAUUUAUGGAAACUGGAAGCGUUCUCGUUGUAUAUAGUGUAUUAUAAAACUUCAUAUUUGCAUUCGUUUGAUAAGUAUUGUUGUAAUACUAAAAAAAACUAGAUUUAGAUUUGAUUUUAUGAGACACUGUUGCGGCUUUUGUUCGAAGGAAAGAAGCUGCAGAGAGUGACACGCUUAGCAGAAUGCAGCAAUGACUCUAAACCUCUCCAAUUUAUUAUUUUUGUUUUUGUGCCAUCUCCUACAAUUCUGCUCGCAGCGGAUUCACUUUUCUCGCAUUUCUACCCUGUGGCCACACUCUGACUCUGUAUCUAACUGAAUCUGAUUGGCAGUUACUCUGACUGUCUAUGGCUCUCUCUAGCUGUAGCUUUUGGUAUCGUUAGACAUGAGUGGGUAUGUGGGCCAACCGACCAAGGAAGACCAUGGACGGUUAAACGUGUUUCAUCAGUACACAAAGCCAAAUACUUUUAAUAGGACAAAGCUUGAGCCCGUCUUUUUGUUAAGUAAGACCAUUAGAUUUGUACGAAAGAAAUGGAUUAUUCACUCUUAAUUUCUUUGAUUAAUCGUUAAUUCGGGCCUCCUUGUCAGCUAUUACGCGGUAAGAAUCUUGGUCUUAUCAAGUAAUUGUUAAUUUUAAACCAACGCUUUGCCCACAAUUUGACCUCCUUCCUUCCUGUAAUGUUGUGCUUUGUUUUUUCGCUUUUUCUUGGCACUGCAUGGUGUAAAGAGGAAAGUGGGCUACAAUUUGCUAAUCAUCGAAACCUUGUAAUUAAAAUACAGCUUUUUAUCAA
Molecule: messenger RNA, 3699 nt
Organism: Stylophora pistillata
Lineage: Eukaryota; Metazoa; Cnidaria; Anthozoa; Scleractinia; Pocilloporidae
Product: armadillo repeat-containing protein 3
Molecular function (GO): protein binding
Source: RefSeq, a predicted model, not a curated record